Corylus avellana is the source of this 3523-nucleotide messenger RNA. It is a transcript of the gene TUDOR1, whose product is annotated as TUDOR-SN protein 1. Gene Ontology annotation, biological process: regulatory ncRNA-mediated gene silencing; mRNA catabolic process. Lineage: Eukaryota; Viridiplantae; Streptophyta; Magnoliopsida; Fagales; Betulaceae. The record is from RefSeq and is a predicted model, not a curated record. Gene Ontology annotation, molecular function: RNA binding; nuclease activity. Gene Ontology annotation, cellular component: nucleus; cytosol; RNAi effector complex.
UCUCUCUCCCUCUUGGUUUUUUUUUUCUCUUCGCUCUGCUGUGCCUGUGUUGUGUUCGGUUUUGUGUUGAUCCGCCGCUCGUCUUCAAAACAGCAUCUCCCAUUACAGAUCUCUUGCAUUUUAUUAUAGUUAAAUUGAAAUCAAACCAAUUGUGUUUUAAUAGAUUUGAAAUUUUGUUAUUUCGAUAGAUCCAAAGCAGAAUCGUUGGGACUUCGUCUCUGUCUGAUCUGAUCAAGGUAAUAGCUGUUGAGAUGGCGUCAUCAACAGCUUCAGGUUGGUACAGAGGAAAAGUGAAAGCUGUUCCUUCAGGGGACUGCUUGGUGAUUAUGGCCAUGACCGCCAACAGGCCUGGACCCCCACCUGAGAAGAGCCUUACUUUGGCAUCUCUUAUUGCUCCAAGACUGGCCCGUAGAGGUAGUGUUGAUGAGCCAUUUGCUUGGGACAGCAGAGAGUACUUGCGGAACCUCUGCAUAGGAAAGGAAAUAACCUUCCGUGUUGACUACACUGUACCAUCCAUAGGGAGGGAAUUCGGCUCUGUUUUCCUUGGUGACAAAAAUGUUGCUUUGCUGGUGGUUUCUGAAGGCUGGGCAAAGGUUAGGGAGCAGGGUCAACAGAAGGGAGAAGCGAGUCCUUUCCUUCAAGAACUGCUACGUUUGGAAGAGCAAGCUAAGCAACAAGGUCUUGGUCGCUGGAGCAAGGUUUCAGGUGCUGCUGAGGCAGCCAUCAGGAAACUACCGCCUUCUGCUAUUGGUGAUCCUAGCACCUUUGAUGCCAUGGGUAUCUUAGCUGCAAACAAAGGCAGGCCCAUGCAAGGUAUUGUUGAGCAAGUUCGUGAUGGUAGUACCAUCCGGGUCUAUCUGCUUCCAGAGUUUCAGUUUGUCCAAGUGUUCGUUGCAGGAAUUCAGGCCCCAUCUAUGGGAAGAAGAGCUGUAAUUGAAAGUGCUGUUGAAACAGAAGGGAAUGCUGAAGAACGAAAUGGAGAUGCUUCUGUUGAAUCUCGAGCCCCUCUAACAUCUGCACAGAGGCUUGCAGUCUCAGCAGCAUCAUCUGCUGAAGUUUCUCCUGAUCCAUUUGGUGUUGAAGCCAAAUAUUUUACUGAGCUUCGUGUUUUAAAUAGAGAUGUUCGUAUUGUCCUGGAAGGCGUUGACAAAUUCAGCAAUUUGAUUGGGUCAGUAUAUUAUCCUGAUGGAGACUCUGCAAAAGACCUGGCAUUGGAGCUUAUCGAAAACGGUUUAGCUAAGUUUGUUGAAUGGAGUGCAAAUAUGAUGGAAGAAGAUGCCAAGCGGCAGCUGAAGGCUGCAGAUCUUCAAGCCAAGAAAUCCAGGUUGAGGAUCUGGACAAACUAUAUACCUCCAGCUACAAAUUCAAAGGCAAUCCAUGACCAAAAUUUCACAGGAAAGGUGGUGGAGGUUGUAAGUGGGGACUGCAUUAUUGUGGCUGAUGAUUCUGUCCCGUAUGGAAGUCCAUUAGCAGAGCGGCGAGUCAAUCUGUCAAGUAUUAGGUGUCCGAAAAUCGGCAAUCCUCGCAGAGAUGAAAAGCCGGCUCCCUAUGCCCGUGAAGCAAGGGAGUUUUUGAGGACACGACUUAUUGGCCGACAAGUGAACAUUCAAAUGGAGUAUGCUAGGAAAGUUAGCACGGCAGAUGGAUCUGCAGCUGCUAGUGGGACUGCAGAUUCCAGAGUAAUGGAUUUUGGUUCAGUUUUCCUAUUGUCUCCCAUUAAGGUUGAGGGUGAUGAUACCCCCUCACCUGCUCCACCUACUCCUGGCAGCCAGCCUGGGGUGAAUAUUGCUGAGCUUCUGGUUGCUCGUGGCUUUGGCACAGUUAUUAGGCAUCGAGAUUUUGAGGAGAGAUCAAACUAUUAUGAUGCCCUCCUUGCUGCUGAAUCCCGUGCCAUUGCUGGGAAGAAAGGUAUUCAUUCAGCCAAGGAUCCUCCAGUCAUGCACAUAACAGACCUGCUUACGGCAUCAGCCAAGAAAGCUAGAGAUUUUUUGCCGUUCCUGCAACGGAGUAGGAGAAUUCCUGCCGUUGUGGAAUAUGUCCUCAGUGGUCAUCGAUUUAAGUUGUUGAUUCCCAAGGAAACAUGCAGCAUUGCCUUCUCAUUCUCUGGUGUCAGAUGUCCUGGUCGUGAUGAGCCCUAUUCAGAAGAAGCUAUUGCACUGAUGAGAAGAAAGAUAAUGCAAAGAGAUGUUGAGAUUGAGGUCGAAACUGUUGAUAGAACUGGAACUUUCCUGGGAUCCAUGUGGGAGUCAAAGACAAAUCUGGCAAUUUCGCUUCUUGAGGCUGGCCUAGCAAAACUUCAGACUUCCUUUGGCGGUGACAGGAUCCCGGACAUUAACCUUCUUGAACAAGCUGAGAAAUCUGCCAAAAGGCAAAAACUGAAAAUUUGGGAGAAAUAUGUUGAAGGGGAGGAAGUGUCCAAUGGUGCAGCUGUUGAAAGCAAACAGAAAGAAGUGCUGAAGGUAAUGGUUACGGAAGUCUUGGGUGGUGGUAAAUUUUAUGUCCAGACAGUGGGGGAUCAAAAAGUAGCCUUGAUUCAGCAACAGCUUGCUUCUUUAAGUCUUCAAGAAGCUCCCGUAGUUGGUGCAUUUAAUCCUAAAAAGGGUGACAUAGUCCUUGCUCAGUUUAGUGCUGACAGUUCCUGGAACCGAGCAAUGAUUGUCAAUGCACCUCGAGGAGGCGUGGAAUCCCCAAAAGACAAGUUCGAAGUGUUCUACAUUGAUUACGGGAAUCAAGAGGUUGUUUCUUACAGUCAGUUACGGCCUCUUGAUCCUUCAGUGUCUUCUGCACCUGGUAUUGCUCAACUAUGUAGCCUUGCAUACAUAAAGGUUCCGAGCUUGGAGGAGGAUUUUGGUCAAGAAUCAGCUGAGUAUCUGAGUGAGCACACAUUGAACAGUUCGAAAGAGUUCAGGGCCAAGGUUGAGGAAAGGGACGCGUCUGGAGGAAAAGUCAAAGGACAGGGAACUGGGACAAUUCUUAUUGUAACUCUUGUCGCUGUGGAUGCUGAGAUUAGUAUAAAUGCUGCCAUGCUUCAGGAAGGACUUGCUAUACUAGAAAAGAGGAAGAGGUGGGACAACAAGGAAAGACAGUUGGCACUCGAUAAUUUGGAGAAGUUCCAGGAAGAAGCGCGCACUGCUAGGCGGGGAAUGUGGCAGUACGGAGAUAUCCAGUCAGACGAUGAGGAUACAGCUCCUGUUAGAAAGGCUGGUGGCCGGCGAUGAAUAUGAUGGUGGUCUGAGGUAAUUUAAAAGAUAUAUCAAUUCAAGCAGCAUAAGACCAGUUAAAUUAUAGGCACCACUGGUCGCUUCUAGUGUAUGAGAGCAAACAAAAGUGACAGCACAAACUUGCUUAAGUUUUGUUUUGUUUUGUUUUUGCUUUUCUUUUUUUCCCAAUUUAUUGUUAGUUGCGGGGACAAUUUUUUUUAUAAACAUGUCUUAAUAAGGUGAAUGUCAUCCAGUCUCCUUGUGGAACAUCGUAGACAAAUUUUCCUAUUAAAGUUAAAGGGCUGUGUUAGUAUUGGGGUCUC